Messenger RNA from Microcebus murinus (gray mouse lemur), 4200 nucleotides. It is a transcript of the gene FAM20C, whose product is annotated as FAM20C golgi associated secretory pathway kinase. Gene Ontology annotation, biological process: enamel mineralization; protein phosphorylation. Gene Ontology annotation, molecular function: protein serine/threonine kinase activity. Gene Ontology annotation, cellular component: Golgi apparatus. NCBI's taxonomy places the organism in Eukaryota, Metazoa, Chordata, Mammalia, Primates, Cheirogaleidae. The record is from RefSeq and is a predicted model, not a curated record.
GCUGGGCAGGGGGCGGGCGGCCUCUCCUCCCACAUGCGCCUUCCUACCUAGGAUUUUAGGCUGGCAUUCACGUUAAUUAAUAUUCCCUGCUGGAGGCUGGAGACCCAGAAGUGCCAGUUGCAGAAGACACGUGUAGAAGUGCCACUCCCAUACGUGUGGGGGACCGAUUUGGGCAUUGGGGAGGGAGUUGAGACACACACACACACACACACACACACACACACACACACACACACACUGCUCCGCCCAGAGGAGGGAGGUGCUGCUCCCAGCACACACAGGGUACCUCUCCAAGCAAUCCCAGCUGCACUGCCGGAGCCGCCAGGGUUAAGGCGCAGGCGUGGUCCCCCUGGGGUGGGGUGGGGCCCAGCCGGGUGCAGGGCCCUCACCGCCUGCUUGUGCCCUCUGGAUUUGGGUCCCAAGUCGCGCUCCUCUGGCCUCUCCGGUGCCCGCAGUCGUGUCGCCUUUGCCUCCUCCUCCUCUUCCUUGCCCGCUGUGGGGCCGAGAGACCGGCCGCGGGGCACAAGGUCGCCUCCCAGCGGGGGCUCAUCCGGCGGCGCAGACGCCCAGCGGCUCCGGGGAGGGACUUGGCCGGGGCUCUGGGCCUCGGCUCAUCUGGGGAGGAGCCGAGAGGCUGCAGCUGGCGGCGCCGGGCGCGCGGAGGUCCUAGCGCAGUGGCCAGGCCGAGAGCCGCCCGAGAGGGCCCGCCCGCCGCGCCCUCCCGCCUCCCGCCUCCCGCGGGUCUCCGGGCUCUGCCAACCGCGGAGGAGGCGCCCUCUCCUUAGCGGGCCGGGAGCUGCAGAGGCAUCGUGGGGCGCGGCCGAUGGGAGGAGAAAGGAGAGAGGGAGCAGAGCCGGCCCGGGCCCAGCCGUGACUCGCGGGGCUGCGGCUCCGCCAAUCUGCGGGCGCUGACGCGGGGGGCGGCUCCGCGGUGCUCGGAUAUCUGCCCGCCCGGGGCGCGGGGCGCCAAGGCUCGGCCGUGCGGGAGCUGCGCUCCGAUACCGCCGCUGCACCUGCCGGAGACCUCACCGGCUGCUCGGUGCGCCCCCUCCCGCUCCCCGCCCCCUCCCCUUCCUCUGUCCCCGCGGCCCUGAGCCCUCCCCGUCCCCAUCUCCCGGCCGCAGCGUGAAGGAGCAGAGCCCUGCCCGAAAGAGACGCCCCAUCUCCUCCGCUCGCCCGGCGCCUAGCGCGGGCCACGAAGCUCGCGGAAAGGACCGCGCUGUGGAUCGAGUCGCUUCGCCCAGCCGCCACCACCGUCCCCAGCAGGGAUGGGCUGCCGCGUGGGGCCCCUGCGCUCCUGAUGAGCGCGGCCGCAGCCCCAGAGACCCGCGCUGGCCUUUGGGUGCGCGGGGCCUUACCCGGCUGCUCCCCCUGCCUCCUGGCCAGCUGCUCCCUGCGCUCCCAGCUCCGAGGAGGACGCAGGCCAGUGGUCCCGGCAGCUGAGGGCGCGGCCGCCUGGGAGAGACUAAGAGGGAACGGUCCCGACAUGGCUCGGAGAGCCGGCGCUUCGGCGGCAGGAGCCCUGCACGUUGUCUGGGCCCAGGAACAGCCUAGGAGCUGGUAGCUGCCUGGGCGCCGGAUGGACCUUGACCCGCGAGGCAACGCUGCCUUCGUGACCAGCCAAAGCUAGAGGGGCGCGGGUGGAGAGCGCUCCAGGAAGCUGCUGGGGUCCCAGGCCCGCUCACCUGCGCGGCCAUGAAGAUGAUCCUGGUGCGCAGGUUCCGCGUGCUCAUCCUGAUGGUGUUCCUGGUGGCCUGCGCGCUGCACAUCGUGCUGGACCUGCUGCCCAAACUGGAGCGGCGCGCUACGCGGCCUUCGGGGGAGUCCGGCUGCUCCUGCGCACAGCCCGCUGCCGAGGUGGCAGCUCCAGGCUGGGCCAAGGCGCGGGGCCGCCCCGGGGAGCCCCCGGCCGCUGCUCCAGCCCCGGGUGACGGGGGCUGGCCCAACAAGCACACGCUGCGCAUCUUGCAGGACUUCAGCUCCGACCCCUCCUCCAACCUCACGUCCCACUCGCUGGAGAAACUGCCGCCUGCAGCCGAGCCGGCUGAGCGCGCGGUGCGGGGCCAGGAUCCCGGCGCCCCGCGACCCCGAGACCCUGAGCACCGGCCCCUGCUUGGAGACCCGGGCCCCCGGCGGGCGGCACCGCCUCCUGGCCCUGGCGGGGACGGUUCCCUCUUGGCCAGGCUGUUUGAACACCCACUUUACCAGGUGGCUGUUCCGCCGCUAACGGAGGACGACGUCUUGUUUAAUGUGAACAGCGAAGCCAGGUUUAGCCCUAAGGUGGCAGAGAACCCGGACUGGCCACAUGAAGGUGCCGAAGGUGAAGGGCUCUUGAGCACUGGGGAGGCGGCUGCGGACUCCUAUCCCAACUGGCUCAAAUUCCACAUCGGCAUUAACCGAUAUGAGCUGUACUCCAGACGUAACCCGGCGAUCGAAGCUCUGCUGCACGAUCUCAGCUCGCAGAAGAUCACCAGUGUGGCCAUGAAGUCGGGCGGCACCCAGCUGAAGCUGAUCAUGACGUUCCGGAACCACGGACAAGCGCUGUUCAAGCCCAUGAAGCAAACGAGGGAACAGGAGACACCCCCCGACUUUUUCUACUUCUCUGACUACGAGAGGCACAAUGCGGAGAUCGCCGCCUUCCACCUUGACAGGAUCCUGGACUUCCGCCGGGUCCCUCCCGUGGCCGGCAGGAUGGUCAACAUGACCAGGGAAAUCCGGGACGUCACGCGGGACAAGAAGCUGUGGAGAACCUUCUUCAUCUCUCCAGCCAACAACAUCUGCUUCUACGGGGAGUGUUCCUACUACUGCUCCACCGAGCACGCCCUGUGCGGCAAGCCAGACCAGAUAGAGGGCUCGCUGGCCGCCUUCCUGCCCGACCUGUCCCUGGCCAAGAGGAAGACGUGGCGGAACCCCUGGCGGCGCUCCUACCACAAGCGCAAGAAGGCCGAGUGGGAGGUGGACCCCGACUACUGUGAGGAGGUGAAGCAGACGCCGCCCUACGACAGCCGCCACCGCGUCCUGGACAUCAUGGACAUGACCAUUUUCGACUUCCUCAUGGGAAACAUGGACCGCCACCACUACGAGACUUUUGAGAAGUUUGGGAACGAGACGUUCAUCAUCCACUUGGACAACGGCAGAGGGUUUGGGAAGUAUUCACACGACGAGCUCUCCAUCCUGGUGCCCUUACAGCAGUGCUGCAGGAUCAGGAAGUCCACCUACCUGCGGCUGCAGCUGCUGGCCAGGGAGGAGUACAAGCUGAGCCUGCUGAUGGUGGAGUCCCUGCAGAAGGACCAGGUGGCGCCCGUCCUGUACCAGCCACACCUGGAGGCCCUGGACCGGCGGCUGCGCAUCGUGCUGCAGGCCGUCCGCGACUGCAUCGAGAGGGACGGGCUGCGCGGCGUGGUGGAGGACGACUUGGACGCCGAGCACAGAGCCGCCUCCGCGAGGUAGUGACCCGCCGGCUGCCGCCCCGCCUGCCUGGACGAGAGGAGACGGACGGGGCUCAGGGAACCCCACGCGCCUCGUCGUGAAUUCAGUGAAUUCAGAGACUGGACGGACGGUCCCCACGCUGUGAAUUGCGGCCCUGGACGGCUGGGGUCGUUCCUCGGAGGGUCUGAUGGGUCACGCACGUUGUGCCAGCUUUCGAGACCAGGAGAGGUUGGGAAGGAAGCGCUGUCUGUGCUCGAGGGCGGAGACGGCUGGUGGCGGGGUGCUCCGUCCCUUUUGUCGGGAAAGGACGCCUCAUUCACUAUUCUGUAUUUAUAUACGGUGGAUGUGUAUACAACAGGCGCAUAUGCAGACACAGGUCACCUGCACAACUGACAGAGAACCGUCCUCCCCACGGGCUCCGGGGCCCCUCACGGCAAAUCCACCUGCCAGUGCUCUCCCGGCCCAGACCUAAUUUAAAAUAAAGACUCUUCUCCGUCCCACGUCCUCAGCACUUACAGGGCCGGAGGGGCCCGAGGGACGGCACGGCCUGCGUGUCGAGGGACGAAUCCUCGAAUGUGGGUUUCAGGUGACGAAAGGACCAGUCACUCACUUGUCUGUCUCGGCCAGCGGCCCAGCCUCCGGGCUUGCUCUGGACGGUGGUGUGGACACGGCGCAGGGCCCGCGUGCGCCGCAGCAGUAGGCUUGCCUUCGUAGCAUUUCUUGGAAUAGUUUGCAAUGUGGUAAAUGUGCAAUAAAGGUACGGCAAGUGUG